This is a messenger RNA of Brassica oleracea var. oleracea, 591 nucleotides long. Its product is annotated as cytochrome P450 71B24-like. Lineage: Eukaryota; Viridiplantae; Streptophyta; Magnoliopsida; Brassicales; Brassicaceae. Bases 1 to 591 code for a protein of 196 amino acids. Gene Ontology annotation, molecular function: oxidoreductase activity, acting on paired donors, with incorporation or reduction of molecular oxygen; heme binding; monooxygenase activity. The record is from RefSeq and is a predicted model, not a curated record. The transcript has 4 exons.
AUGGAUGAAGAAGAGAAGAAGACGAGAGAGACCCAAACCAUGGACGUUGCCCUAUCCAUCGCCCAACUGGAGGAUAUGGGCGAUGCGUCAAUGGGAUUCUGUAUUAUAGAGCUUGUCUUCUUGGUGAUGAUCAAGAAAGGUUCUAGUCAGCUUUAUAUGAUACCUUAUGAGGGAAGGGUAGCCUUAGUUGCUCAUGAUUAUCAUGUUGUUAAACUUUAUAUUUUGAAAGAUGCACAUGGGCACGAAUGGAAACGCUUUAUUUUUAAUGUGCCAUCUGAGAGGGUGCGGAUGGAAUCUAUGCGUUUCAGGGGUACUACAGAUGCUGAUUUUAUCCCUGAGAGAUUCCUAGACAAGAGCAUUGAAUAUAUGGGGAGCAAAGGGUACGCACCAUUUGGUUUUGGUCGUAGGAAUUGUCCCGGUAUGGCUUAUGGUAAUGCGUUGCUAGAGGAGAUUAUGGCGAAUCUUCUCUACCGAUUUGACUGGAAGAUUCCUGAUGGCUCUAAACCGGAAGAGCUUAACAUGGAGGAGAUUUGCCAAUUUGUUGUCGCAAAGAAGUACCCUCUCAAGCUGGUUCCUGUUACAAGGUUUUAG